AUGGAUAUAGAUUUAGUUCGUAAUGAUCAGCUAUUUUGUGAAAUGGAUUUUUUAAAAAUAACUAUUACUUUUUUAAUAGGAAUUAUAACUUUUACCAUUAUUGUUAUUUAUUGUCUACAAUGCCGUUUGAUUUAUUUAUCAUGGGUGCCUUUGAAUUCUCGUAGCUGGGUAGGAAGACCAGAUUCUUAUCAGAUUCCAUACGAAGAUCUUACAUUAUCUACUCCUGACGGCGUCACUCUUCAUGCAUAUCUUUCUAUUUAUGACAAUUCACAUUGCACUUUUAUUUAUUUUCAUGCUAAUGCAGGCAAUAUGGGACACCGUCUUCCCAUAGUCAAGCGUCUUUAUUAUGAUCUUCAAUGCAAUGUUUUGAUUUUUUCUUAUCGAGGAUAUGGAUAUAGCACUGGAACUCCUUCUGAAAACGGUAUUAUAAUUGAUUCUUUAACUAUUCUUGACUAUGUUUUCCGACAUCCAAUACUUUCAAAAACUCCAAUUGUUGCAUAUGGUCAAUCUCUUGGUGGUGCUGUUGCUAUACAAAGUGUUUUUACUAGUCAAGACAAAUAUUCGGGGCUUAUUCUUGAAAAUACAUUCCUUUCUAUACCUAAGCUUAUGUUAGACACAAUGCCUUAUAUGGCUUUAUUCAGAGGGCUUUGUCAUCAGCGUUGGUCAUCGCAAGAUAGGAUUUCUUGUAUUAAAAAUAUUCCUAUUCUUUUUUUGUCUGGUCAAAAGGAUGAAGUUGUACCUUUUCAUCACAUGCUUACUCUUUAUCGUCUUUCUUCUGCAAAAAAGGUUUUAAAAGUUUUUCAAAAUGGGAAACACAAUGAUACGGUUAUUCAGCCUGGUUAUUUUGAAGCAAUUGCACAGUUUUUAAAAGAAAAUGGUUUAUCAUCUACUGUUCUUUGA
Pneumocystis jirovecii RU7 is the source of this 900-nucleotide messenger RNA. RefSeq lists its product as uncharacterized. Gene Ontology annotation, molecular function: palmitoyl-(protein) hydrolase activity. Lineage: Eukaryota; Fungi; Ascomycota; Pneumocystomycetes; Pneumocystales; Pneumocystaceae. The transcript is spliced from 8 exons. Gene Ontology annotation, cellular component: membrane. The record is from RefSeq and is a predicted model, not a curated record. The coding region runs from base 1 to 900 and encodes 299 amino acids.